Maudiozyma barnettii is the source of this 1548-nucleotide messenger RNA. It is a transcript of the gene CLN3, whose product is annotated as cyclin CLN3. The coding region runs from base 1 to 1548 and encodes 515 amino acids. Gene Ontology annotation, biological process: regulation of cyclin-dependent protein serine/threonine kinase activity; mitotic cell cycle phase transition. Gene Ontology annotation, cellular component: cyclin-dependent protein kinase holoenzyme complex; nucleus; cytoplasm. The transcript has a single exon. The record is from RefSeq and is a predicted model, not a curated record. Gene Ontology annotation, molecular function: cyclin-dependent protein serine/threonine kinase regulator activity. Lineage: Eukaryota; Fungi; Ascomycota; Saccharomycetes; Saccharomycetales; Saccharomycetaceae.
AUGAAUAACAACAAUACUACUGCUUCAAAUAUCGUUAAUUUACCAUACCUAGCCUAUGUUCGUAGAAUGGUCUCUGCCAAGAAAUCCGAAAAUGUUAACUUAGUUCGUCGUGAAUUACGCUCUCAUCAUAAUUCAAUGACCGAAUAUUCCAUUGAUCAUUUCCAUCAUUUAUUCAACUUGAAUGCCGCUCAGGAUAAAUCUAAUAAUUUAUCCAAUUUUGAAUUACAACCUCAAAUCAAUACCAAGAUGCGUGCGUUGAUCUUCGAUUUUAUCAUGUAUUCCCACACAAGAUUGAAUCUGUGUACUGCUACCUUAUUCCUAACCUUUGACAUCUUAGAUCGUUAUGCUUCAAAAUUUAUUGUGAAGUCUGGUAAUUAUCAACUAUUAGCCCUAACAACCUUAUGGUUAGCAUCGAAAUAUUGGGAUGCGAAACAUCGCGUAGUUAAUUUAACCACAUUAUGUCAGCUAUGUUGCAAUCAAUAUUCAAAACAGAAUUUCAGAGAUAUGGAAUUACAUAUCUUGAAAUCUUUGAAUUGGGAUCUAUUCCAGACUACAACUUAUGAUUCAUUGAUUGAUAUGCUACUAUUCAUGAAAAAUAAUGAUAUGGAAAACCCUUUUGAAGAUCAAGAUAGGUUUGCUGUGUCGUCAAUUUUAAAUUCUAAUUUAAAUAUUAACGAGAUUAAGCUUGGUGCUAUUAUUAUCUGUGAACUUCUAUCAUUCGAUAUUAAGAUUACUUCUACAUAUGAUACUUACACUUUAACUAAAGCUGUAAUCACAUUACUGACUUUAUCAAUGAAUUAUCAAUAUUUUGAUAAGUUUGAAAAUUUAAACGAUGUUUGUACUAACGAUCAAGAAAUGGUUAAGAUAAUAAACAAAUUAUUACAAAUUUGCGCUUUUGAUACUAAUUUCCCAUCAAGUUUCAAAUUCAAACAUUUUAACAUGAAAAAAAAUGAUGAUAAUAACAAUGAAAAAGCUUCCACUAAUGAAAACAAACCUAGUACUGCUGAAAAGUUAUUGCAACAUUUGGCUAACUAUAACCAUAAGGUACAAGCCGAUGAGUUUAUUCGUUUGCAACAAAUGGAAAUGUUCAACGAUCCGUUUUCUACAAUGUUCAGUGAUACAAACUCUUUCACAAUAUCUGAUCACGACAUUGAUAAUGACAAUGAUUUAUCAUCUACUGUCAUGUCUACGCCUAGACCUGGAUCUAUUACACCAGUAUCAUCUGUAUCAUCUUCAUCUAGUCCGUUAAUGAUAUUACCACUAGGUAGUAAACCUUCAUAUAUGGGUACUCCUAUGCUUAACGCAUUAGGUCAGAGUAGAUCAAACUCCAUUUCAACAUUGGCUGGUAUAGCACCAUAUCUAAGUAGACAUCGUUCUAUCCAUGCUCCUAUAACUCCGACAACACCUACUAUGUUUAGGAAGCCAAGCAUAAGGAAGUCAAGUACAGCCUCUAAAAUGUCUGCUAUUUAUCCUAUCCAUCAAAGAAAAAGAUCUUCGUCGAGUAAUGAUGUUCAAUUUGAACAGUACGAAAACCACAAUAAACGUUAA